Capsicum annuum is the source of this 3067-nucleotide messenger RNA. Its product is annotated as kinesin-like protein KIN-14U. Gene Ontology annotation, molecular function: microtubule motor activity; microtubule binding; ATP binding. Lineage: Eukaryota; Viridiplantae; Streptophyta; Magnoliopsida; Solanales; Solanaceae. The record is from RefSeq and is a predicted model, not a curated record. Gene Ontology annotation, biological process: microtubule-based movement.
UUUACAAUUUUUUCCAAUGCACUUUUAAAUGUUCCCUCCGCUCCUCACGUUCCUCUUCUCUAAUCCACUUUUUUCUUCUGCACCUUUUCUUUUUCCAAAUGCUUCUUCAUUUUUUAGUCAAAUUAACUGCCCAACUGUCUCAAAACCUUUUCAUCUCGUGGAGUGAUCAAUCAUUGAAUAAUUGAAAAAAGAAGAAGAGAAAAAUAAGUUCAAAAAAAAAAAAGGAAAGAAAAUUGAUAAUAAUAAUCCAUAGAUCAAGAUAAAAUGUUCUUUUAAUAAAGUAUUCAAAAAAAUUUACUUAAUUUUUUUCUCUUCAUGAUGUUUUGAUGCCAUGAGAAGUCACAUAAUUAUGUCAAGCUUUUAACUCCUGGGAUGUCUGGAAAAAACCAGUCCCAUUUUCUUGUCUUCUUCCUGCAUUUAUUCUUUGGAUUCCUUUUUUUUUUGGUUAUGUAACAGAGUUAGCUUCAAUCUUACUUCUUUAUAUAUUUUACUAUAAAUAGGAUCUGAACCAUUAUUUAUAUUUUAUUGGUAAAGGGGUUCUUUGGUUGGUUGAUCUGGCAGCAUUUUCUUUGUGGGUCAGCUCAGUUUCUGCUGUAGUGUCAUUUGAGCAAGAAUCCAUAUUGUGUUGAAGAAUUUUUGACUAUCUGGGGUUCUUUUGAAUUUGACUUUUUUUCUUGAGAAAGAUUGGAUUUUGAUUAUCUGGGGUUCUUUUAACUUGAAAGAGAUUGGAUUUUUGUCUCAAUUUUGUGAUUUUUUUGAGGAAAAAGGCCAUUGUUUUAUGUGCGCUUUUUGGACAUGAGAGCAAUGUUUGUUUCUAGUGGAGAUGAAAAUAUGCCAUUGCCUUUGGAAAAUGGAAAGCCAUUGGAGAAUUCAUCUCCAAUAGGAUCAAAUCCAGAUUCCAAUGGUGAUGAGUCUUCCCAAGAGAUUCCUUCAACUUUCACAGAUGUCAAUGUGGUUGAAGAAGAUGAAAAGUUUCAGCUUGAGCAGAGGAUUUUGAAUUUGGAAGGUGAAAUUGUGAGUUUGAGGCAUAAAGAGAGAUCUUUGGAUGAAAAAAGAAGAGAAGCAUUGAAUAAGAUAAUAGACAUCAAAGGUUGCAUCCGGGUAUUUUCCCGAGUUAGACCAUUUUUACCAACAGAUAAACGGAGAAUUCAUCAACCGAUUUCAGUUGAAUCGGAGAAGAUUGUGGUAAGAUCUGGUGGAAGCAGGAAAGAAUUUGAAUUUGACAAGGUUUUCCGUCAGGAAUCAAUCCAAGAAAAUGUUUUUGCUGAGGUUGAGCCAAUUAUCAGAUCUGCACUUGAUGGGCACAAUGUGUGUAUGUUGGCUUAUGGACAAACUGGAACUGGCAAGACAUAUACGAUGGAGGGAACUACCGAGUCUCCAGGGAUCAUUCCUCGUGUUCUUCAGGAGCUUUUUCACCUUUCCUCUUUAGAUAGCUCAGCUUCAUUUACAUUUUCGAUUAGCAUGCUCGAAGUCUAUUUGGGCAGUAUAAGGGAUUUGCUUGCUCCAAGACCUUCCAGUCGGAGAUACACAGUAUCAAGAUGCAAUCUAAAUAUUCAAACAGAUUCAAAAGGAUCAGUUGAAAUCGAUGGUUUAACUGAGGUAGAAAUCUCUAAUUUUACGAAAGCAAAAUGGUGGUAUCAUAAGGGGAGGCGAGUUAGAUCCACAUCGUGGACGAAUGUAAAUGAAACAUCUAGCAGAUCGCAUUGCUUGACGAGGGUCAGUAUAUAUCGCCAUGGGGAUGCUUUGGGAGGUAAAGCAGAAGCAAGCAAACUGUGGAUGGUUGAUCUUGGAGGGAGCGAGCGCCUACUUAAAACGGGAGCUACUGGACAAACCCUUGACGAGGGGAGGGCGAUAAAUCUCUCUCUUUCUGCACUAGGUGAUGUUAUUGCAGCUCUUAGAAGGAAGAGAGGCCAUGUUCCUUAUAGGAAUAGCAAGUUGACUCAAGUUCUCAAGGAUUCUUUAGGUGAUAGAUCGAAGGUUUUGAUGGUAGUCCAUGUUAGCCCAUACGAAGAAGAUGUUGGAGAGACAACAUGCUCCUGUACCUUUGCAAAGAGAGCAAGAGCAGCGGAAUGCAACAGAGAACUCUCAGAAGAUACAAAGAAGCAAAGGGAAAAGAGGAUUGUUGAGCUUGUGGAGCAAAUGAAGGAAGCUGAAGAAGGAUGUACAGAACUCAGGAAACAAAUACAGAAGGCUGAUUUUUUAUUGAGCGAGAAUAAAAGGCUUUUCGUGAAGAAGUAUCAGCCACUUGAAGAUGAAGAAACCUUUCCUAUAACUCCAAAGGAAAAUGUCGCUGAAAUCACAGUAACUCCAAGAAAUUCUGAGAAAGGACUUAAAAUAAAUGGCACUAGCUCAGUGCCUCGAUUCAUGAGUUCCACGGUUGCCAGUCGAAUAAGGGAGACUACAGCUGAAAGGGAAAUCCAUAACAGACCAAAAAGUAUGAGAUCAUGGGCUAGGAGCUCUAUGCAAAUUUCUACUUCACAAUCAAACAGCUUUGAUCGUCGCUUCAAAGCUCAGCUACGAACUUCAAAUAAAAGAUCACGUUAUAGUGAGACUAAUACCGUAGCAGGGGAUAUUAAGUAUGGCGAUGAUUCAGAGAUUAAGCCAUCUGUGUUACAACAAACCAAAGUUAUCGCUCCCUCAGAUCCAAAGCCUAGAAGACCACUAGCUCACCACAGAAGAAGGAUGUCUGAUCUGCUCUAACUAUUACAAGAGCUGAUCAAAGGUGCUUUAGUUUUCUUCCCAUUUUGGUGUUUUUGACUUUUGUUUGGUGUUGCUGCUGCUGCUACUGCCAUUGUUUUUAUUUCUUCUUUCUGGCCUUGAGGUGUUAUAGGUGUGGUAUUUCUUGGAGUAGGAAAAAUCUUAGCACUUUGCAAAAAGAAUGGUUUCUUUGGACUUGGGUGUUUGCAUCAAAUACCAAUCUUCUUGAGACGGUGUGAAGAAAAUGCAUGAAAAAAAGAUUUUCAGUUCAUGUUGUAACCAUUACUGCAGUUCAGAAUGUACUAACGGAAACUGACUAUUUGAUGUUUGCUGCUGCUCCUCCAUAUAUUGCAUUAGUUUAGAUUUACCA